AUGACUUACUACGUGUUUCGGAUAUGUCUGACUUUCUUUCUCCUCUAUGCGAUCGUCGAUUUCUCAUCGGCAAAAAAGGUGAGAAACGAACGAGAUCUAGAAGUAGCUGCUAGCCAUCACGGUCAUAAACACGAGUCUGGUGGUGGCCAUGAGCAUCAUGGACAUCAUCACGAGGAACACGGAGAGAAAGGAGAUAAGGGUUACAAGGGUUCACAUCAUCACGAUAAAGGUGAACAUGGUCAUUAUGGUAAGGAACAUCACGAAGGACAUCAUGGUGAACAUGGUGGACAUAAGAAGGGACACCACGAAGAAGACGAGCAUCAUGGUAGUCAUCACGAGCACGAGCAUGGACACAAGGGUGCCAAAUUCGGUCAUUCAAAGGGUCACAAGAAAGGAGAGAAAACCCAUGGGUAUCAUCAUAAAGCCCAUAAAGAUGAAUUCCACAAGGAACAUAAGUUCUAUGAUGAUUAUCACAAAGGCGGACAUCAUGAGAAACAUGGAUCCCACCAUGGACAUCACGGAAGCAAAGAAGGGCAUCAUAAGAAAGGUGGAAGUCACCACUCCGGUCAUCACGAGGAUCAUCAUGGAAAGAAGGGACACCACGACAAAGGACACUUUGAUGAAGAUCAUAAGGGUCAUCAUGGAAAGCAUGGUCACGAAGAACAUUAUCAUCAUCACGAAGAUUAUGGGAAGAAGGGCGACCAUCAUGGAGGAAAGUCUCACGGAUUCUCAAGUGGCGGUGGGGGCGGCGGUGGCGGCGGCGGCGGUGGUCAUGGCGGUGGUGGUCACGGCGGUUAUCACCACUAA
Molecule: messenger RNA, 807 nt
Organism: Polistes canadensis
Lineage: Eukaryota; Metazoa; Arthropoda; Insecta; Hymenoptera; Vespidae
Product: histidine-rich glycoprotein-like
Exons: 1
Coding region: 1-807 (268 amino acids)
Source: RefSeq, a predicted model, not a curated record